This is a messenger RNA of Nilaparvata lugens (brown planthopper), 1190 nucleotides long. RefSeq names its product androgen-dependent TFPI-regulating protein. NCBI's taxonomy places the organism in Eukaryota, Metazoa, Arthropoda, Insecta, Hemiptera, Delphacidae. The record is from RefSeq and is a predicted model, not a curated record. Bases 276 to 1001 code for a protein of 241 amino acids. Gene Ontology annotation, cellular component: membrane; endomembrane system. The transcript has 6 exons.
CUCUCACAAGUCUUCUCACUUUACUAGUUUGGAAGGAGAAAUCGAUUGCCAUGCUCACUCACUCAUUCGUCCCAUUCUUAUUACAUUUUUUGUAUUGUUCCUGCUUAUCUAGGUUAUCACUGAACCUAAUUUCUAUGUGUUUAACCUAAGUUUCAUUGUUUAAUGUUUCUGUUUGAGCCAACAAAUUGAUACUUACAUUGUUUUUCGUUUAGCCGUUUUAGGUUGCCUAUUUGUUUUUCCUUUCAAAGAAGUUUUUUGUCGACGGAACAAACAAGAUGCUGAUAGGAGCUUUCCAUACAGCUGUAGCUGCAUUCUACAUUUUCGUUAGUCAUUGGAUGUUUGAGAAUGUUGUCAAAGGAGGCAACCAUCCUAACUUGCACCCGCAAGUCAAAAUUAUGCAGCAAUAUACAUUGCGAUACUUGACUAAUUGGACUUUUGUUCUACAAAAUGUAUUCUUCAUCACAAGUGCAAUAUUUGAUCUCACCAGUUUAUUUAUAAAAGCUGAAAGACUGAGAGAGCGGACUACAAAUUUCAAAUCGUAUAUUUUUACUGUGUUAGCAGCUCCUUCUGCUAUGAUUGUUUCGCUUGUAUUCUGGUCACUAUGGGCAGUUGAUAGGGAGCUGAUAUAUCCUUCACACAUGGACACGGUUCUACCUGUUUGGACUAACCAUUCUCUGCAUACAACCACUACUCUUUUUGCUAUCGCUGAGAUGUUCCUUUGCCAGCAUAAAUUUCCAAGUUUCAAACAAGGAUUGAAGGGCAUAACAAUCUACCUGACAUUAUACGGAAUUUGCCUUAAUGCAACAUACUUCGAAAGCGGAUUUUGGCUUUAUCCAAUUUUGAAGGACUUGACUUGGAAUUUGAGAAUAGUGAUGUACCUGACUGUAUAUGUUGUGUGCCUUGGACUAUUCCUACUGAACAAGUUCGCCUGCUCUUUAGUUUGGGGAAAUAAGCAGCAAACUGCAUCGAAGAAGCAAAAGAAGAAUAAAAAGAAAAACUGAUUGGAGUACUAAUUUGGCAUCACUCUAUAGGUCUACUGGUUUUUCAGUAGCCUACUACCUACACUAAGCAUUCCAGGAGCUGCUGUUAUUGUUAUUGUUGAAACAUUAUUGCUCAUCACUUCAAGAGAAUCUCUAAGGUAUAUUAUAUUUUUAGUAUUUUUAUUAAUAUAAUGUUGAUUGUUUUUAAAA